This is a messenger RNA of Asterias rubens (European starfish), 9752 nucleotides long. RefSeq names its product E3 ubiquitin-protein ligase TRIP12-like. NCBI's taxonomy places the organism in Eukaryota, Metazoa, Echinodermata, Asteroidea, Forcipulatida, Asteriidae. Gene Ontology annotation, biological process: proteasome-mediated ubiquitin-dependent protein catabolic process; DNA damage response; protein polyubiquitination. Gene Ontology annotation, molecular function: zinc ion binding; ubiquitin protein ligase activity. Gene Ontology annotation, cellular component: nuclear speck. The coding region runs from base 524 to 7093 and encodes 2189 amino acids. The record is from RefSeq and is a predicted model, not a curated record. The transcript is spliced from 43 exons.
UAGUAAAAGUGAUAAACGAAUAACUUUGGAAAAUCCUUUAAAUAUUAACAUUCUGUUUAGAAAAAAAAGUGAAAGGUCUUUUGAACUAAUUUAAUUAUAACAUCGACAACUUGUUUUUUUUCUUUAUGAAUUUGCUGCUGAAAAAUCUUAAAUCAAGACGACGGCGGAAGACCAAAAACCGGAAGGGUUUGCUCAAAGGUCAGUGUUCUGCGGGGAGGCCAUUUCGUCAGGGCUGGAGAAUUAAUGGCUGAGAAUUUCGAUGAAAUCUACCCGAUUUAGCUGCUAAAGCUUCUUCUAAAACUCGACAUUGUUUUAGCCAAAUUUGUGCUGCAAAGGGAUCACACUACUCAAGACUCAAGACUGGGUGUUUGCAAAGGGAUCACACUACUCAAGACUCAAGACUGGGUGUUUGCAAAGGGAUCACACUACUCAAGACUCAAGACUGGGUGUUUUAUACACUUAGGAAGCUAGAGCCAUAAAAGCGUUGGGCUGGGUAUGUCUCCGUCUUGGACCGCCGCCUAUUAUGGCCGACCACAACCCUAGUCUCCACCAAUCAGGGGGGUCUCAUCACCAGCGUCGCACAACUAGACGUGGCACAACAACUGCCGCUUCCACCUCUGUCAAUCAUUUUGAAUCUUCUGUGUUUGUCAACGCCCAGCAAGCAGCUCCAAGCAGCAAGAAUAGCUCAAAAAGAAGUAAUUUUAAGGUAACCGGCGAAGCUUCAAAGCGUAAAUCGGAGCCAUUAAAUCUAAGCAUCCCAACUAAACAACCACCACGUGAGAUCCAGGAAGUCAAACUGAACGCUACCAUCCAAUUUGGCCAUCUCGGCCCUGGAUUGACCCCAAGCAUCAUCACUAAACAUCCCACACCACACGACAUUAAACCCUCAAGUGAACUGAAUGCAAAUACCUUUGACAGACACCUGAACUUCGACCACAGCUCUGGCCCUGGGUUGUUCUUGAACCAUAGUCGAGAUCCGUCGCAGAGUGGAGUUGUCCCUGAGGAGUUUAAGGACUCUAGCAUCAUUGUUCCCGGCAGAGGCCUAGGUAAGAAGCGUAAGGCCAGUAGUUCCUCAGCGUCUUCGGCAAGCGAAUCCACCAUUGGGGAGAAACACAGCAAGCUACGGCUGCGUUCAGCCAGUACUGACCAUCCUGAAUCUGAGACUGGGGAGACAACUUUGCCAGGACUCAACGAAGAGAUCCCGUUGAUCACCUUCAGGUCUCUGCGCUCAUUCUCCAGGGAUCAUCCAUACCAGUACGAGGCCUUAGACUACUACGCACCGCGCCGGACACCAGGCAGGACGAGUGCCCAAAGGAGGGCUGCCCCACCCUGGGGCGCCGGACCAUCAGCAACAGUUUCCACCCCUCCGACAACGUCAACAAAGACCGAGUCCAAGGCACUAUCAGCCGCUACUACGUCUACUUCUGGGACGCCAAAGUCACGCUUGGGUGGUAUCUCUUACCAUAGAUCGUCAGAAAACACAUCGACAGAUCCAUCUACUGGUGUCCCAUCCCAGCCAUCUACGUCCGGUGUAAGCACCCGUCAGAAGGCCAAUAGAGGGCGGGCUUCAUCAACUCCUUGUCCCGCUGGAACUGAAGAGAAAGGAACAGCUUUGCCGUCCAGUCUUAAGGGUCCUUUGAAAGGAAGGACCACCUCAAGCAAAAGCAAGUCUAAGGCGAGGACCUCAUCUCCGAAACCAGAUAGCUCAAGGCCACGUGCCACAGACACCAACACGGGAACCUGUGCCAGCACCAGAAGUAGGCGCAGCUCGGGGAUGAGCAAGCGAGCACAAAGCGGGAGCAGUCGAUCAGAUACCUCAUCUGGACGAGACGCAACCACAGAGGGCCCUUCAUCAACUGGACGUAACGCCAACGAGGACUCGGCCCCAGGGGCCAUUGGUGCAGCUUCAGGGUCUGGAGGAGGGGGAGGAGCCCCAGCUUUGGCCCUAGGAGGGGAGGGAGAGUCUGAUGAUUCCGAGGUGGGGCGACUUCAAGCCCUUCUAGAAGCAAGGGGCCUACCUCCACAUCUGUUCAAUGCUCUUGGACCUCGUAUGCACCAGUUGUUACACAGAAGCAUGGGUACUGGAGCUAGUAGCAGAGCCCAUCAGCUGCUUACCGGUUUACAGGCUACCGGUGAUGAAAGUCAGCAGUUACAGGCCGUGAUUGAGAUGUGUCAACUCCUGGUGAUGGGUAAUGAAGACACUCUGGGGGGCUUCCCGGUCAAACAGGUCGUUCCUGCCCUGACAACUCUGCUCGCUAUGGAACACAACUUUGAUAUCAUGAAUCACGCUUGCCGAGCUCUGACCUACAUGAUGGAGGCUCUACCCAGGUCCUCUACUGUGGUUAUGGACGCCAUCCCAGUGUUUCUAGAAAAGCUUCAAGUGAUUCAAUGUAUGGAUGUAGCAGAGCAAUCAUUGACUGCAUUAGAGAUGCUCUCAAGGAGACAUAGUAAAGCUAUUCUACAAGCGGGUGGUUUGACGUCAUGCCUUCUGUAUAUUGAGUUCUUCUCCAUUGCAGCACAGAGGAAUGCUUUAGCUGUUGCAGCUAAUUGUUGUCAAAGUAUCGGCAUGGAUGAGUUUAACUUAGUCACAGAAUCACUGCCUUUACUCACCAGUCGACUACAACAUCAGGACAAGAAGUCAGUUGAAAGUUGCUGUUUAUGUUUUGCUCGCCUAGUAGACAACUUUCAGCAUGAUGAGAAACGUCUGCAACAGAUAGCGUCCCAUGGCCUCCUCACAAACCUGCAACAACUGUUGGUAGUCAGUCCACCUAUCAUCAGUACAGGAACCUUCAUUAUGGUCAUCAGAAUGCUCUCAUUAAUGUGUUCAAGCUGCCCACAGAUUGCUGUACAGCUUCUGAAACAGAAUAUUGCAGACACGAUUGGCUACCUCUUAAUGGGAUCUUCAGUUCAAGCCAGCCAAGAAAUUGAGCUUGUCUCCAGAAGCCCACAGGAACUCUAUGAGAUCACAUCACUAAUCGGCGAGCUGAUGCCCAAGCUACCCAGUGAUGGAAUCUUUGCUAUUAACACUAUGAUCAGGAAAGGUAGCCAUCAGGUACCAGACGCAGCCAUGUGGCAAUGGAGAGAUGAUCGGGGCAUGUGGCAUUCCUAUACACGCAUUGAUAACAGAAUCAUUGAGGCUGCCCAUCAGGCCGGUGAGGAUGAGGUUUGUCUUUCCACCAUGGGUCGUACUUACACCAUUGACUUCAAUGCCAUGCAACAGAUUAAUGAAGAUACAGGAACAGCUAGACCGGUACAACGACAACCUAACCCACCAUACUCUGCUUCAGCAGCCAAUCCUACUUUAUCUAAAGAAGAUGCUCGAGCCUCCCUCUUGAAGGAAGAUGGAGAUCUUGCAGCUCUCUUCAUUAAAGCUCUCUUUGCAGUCUUGUAUGAAGUCUACAGCUCCUCAGCUGGGCCGGCCGUCAGACACAAAUGCUUGAAAGCAAUCUUGAGGAUGGUGUACUUUGCUGAAGCUGAGUUACUUCAAGACAUCCUAAAGAGCCACGCUGUAUCAAGCCACAUAGCAGCUAUGAUGUCAUCCCAGGAUUAUAAAGUCGUCGUUGGUGCUCUUCAGAUGGCAGAGAUCUUAAUGCAAAAACUCCCAGAUAUCUUCCAUGUCUACUUCAGAAGAGAAGGUGUGAUGCAUCAAGUCAAGCUACUCGCAGAGUCACCCAUAGAGGCAGAUUCCUCCCCACCCCUCAAGGCUAAGAUGAAUACCCCAAGUACAUCAAGAGAGACACCUCCAAGUAGCAGAGACACAGGAAGUGCUGACGUAGGAGCAGACUUUGAUACUCCUCCACAGGGGAGACUUAGUGAUGUCUUAAAAUGGAAAAGACCACCCAAGCGUGCCGUUGGGCGUAAGAGUAAGUAUGCAAGCAAUGAUGAUAGCAACACAACCCCAUCACCAUUUGAUGUCUUGGAGGCUCAUCACACAAGGCUAAGUGGAAUGACUGGAGGAAGUAAAUCUACACCUACAGGUCGACCGUCUGCCUCGGCUAAAGGAAAAGCAGCAGUAGGCAAGAAUGCAACGGCCAGCCAGCGCUCCUUCCUUUCAUCUCUGAACCCCUCACGUUGGGGGCGCUCUAACAGCAGCGGCAAUGGCACAACUCCUCCAGGUAGCGGCAAUUCUAACUCGUCUGGCUCUACACCACCCUGCGAGAAAUCCUCUCGUGAAUCUGGACUUCAUCGAGCAAGUUCACAUCACGGUCAUCAUCAUUCAGAUAGAGGGUUUGGUUUGGAUAGCCAGGGGAUUGGGCUGACUGCUUCAAUGCAUCUUGCAUCAGCUAGUGGUAGCAGCUCUACCAGUAGUAGCCAGAAAGAGAAAGUGAAAUCAUGGAUCAAAGAACAAGCUAAUAAGUUUAUAAACCAGUACUUUGGAGAAGAGAUGCAGGGAGAGAGUCACCCAGCUCUAAGUAUGCUCAAUAGACUCUGCACUGCUGUCGAUCAACUUGUGAUGGAUAAAGAGCAAGACAUCACCAUCCUUCAAGAAAUAGCCAACAUUCUCUCCAACUCUGACGUAUCUCCGUUUGAGAUCUUACACAGCGGGCUGGUCAGUCGACUGCUAAAUUUCCUGACAUCAAACAGCGGUAGGGAGUCACUGGAUCGUUAUACAAGACUGAAACGGUUCCUGCAUGUGUUCCUUCAUUGUCCGUUGCCAGAUUCCACACCAGUGCGAGUCCUUGAUCACCUUGUUACUCCUCCAUUCAUUGCCUUGGUCAGUAAGAUCAAUGGAUGUAUCAAUCACCUUGAACAGUUUCCGGUCAAAGUUCAUGACCUCCCAGGUAGCAGCAGCUCUGGAACUCGAGGGUCACAAGCGCUAAAGUUCUUCAACACUCAUCAACUAAAGUGUCAGCUACAACGUCACCCAGAAUGCACAACUCUUCGACAGUGGAGAGGAGGACCAGUUAAGAUUGAUCCUCUAGCUUUAGUUCAAGCUAUUGAGAGAUAUUUAGUUGUUAGGGGUUACGGCAGAUUGAGAACAGAAGAUGAGGAUAGUGAUGAUGAUGCGUCAGAUGAUGACAUUGAUGAGUCUCUGGCCGCAGCUUUCUCCAGCUCCAACAUGAAUAUCAAACACAAAUUGGAGUUUGUCAUCAAUGACCGUGUACUCCCUUACAAUAUGACUGUAUACCAGUCUAUUAAGCAGUUUGGUAAUAUGACAGAGGAGGACCGUGAUACAGACGAUGAAAGUAAUCCCCUAGGAAGAGCUGGGAUAUGGAUUAAAACUCAUAUUAUAUGGUAUCGUCCAGCCAGUGAGAAUGGCCCUGAAGCAAGCCUUAUAACUCCCAAGUCAGCCACUACCAGCAGUAGCAAUACAAGCACUAGCAGCAGCGGAGGUGGUGGUGGUGGUAGUGGGAGUAGCGUUACUAAGCGUGGUAAAGGAACCAGCUCCCACAAGGCUACUAGUAAGGCAAGGAAACAUGAUGAGCUGUGGCUUGAUGGAAUCUGCCCUGCCGUUGUCUCGCCAUUAGAUCUCUACCUCACGCCAAAGCUACCUGGUGGUGUGGUCAUAGAUGACCCAUCAGUUGAGGCUGUAUCCCUGCUUAGGGUACUCUAUGGUCUCUGUAAACACUGGAAUUGCCUCUAUGAUGGAGCCUUGCCCCAACCUGCCCUUAGCCCAGCUGAAUUGACCAACAGCAAGCUAACAGCCAAAGCAGCUAGACAGCUUCAAGAUCCUCUAGUUAUCAUGACAGGAAAUCUACCAUCUUGGCUCAACGCUGUGGCGAGAGCAUGUCCUUUCCUAUUGCCUUUCGACACACGUCAGAUGUUGUUUUAUGCGACUGCGUUUGAUCGUGAUCGCGCCAUGCAACGCUUACAAGAGAAUAAUCCAGAUAUGAAUACGUCUGACUCUAAUGAACGAGUCGCUCCAAGACUGGACCGGAGAAAGAGAACAGUAUCCAGAGAUGAUCUUUUGAAGCAGGCAGAGACAGUGAUGGAUGAUUUGGCUGGAUCUAGAGCCAUCUUAGAAAUCCAAUACAGUAAUGAGGUUGGCACUGGCUUAGGUCCAACCCUGGAGUUCUAUGCAUUAGUAUCCCAGGAGCUUCAACGAGCCGAUCUUGAUUUGUGGAGAGGUGAUCAUGUAGUGCUACCUGAGGCUAAGGGUGCCCAAGCUGGAGUAAAGUACGUCCACUGCUCCCAUGGUCUCUUUCCAUCACCGCUAAGCCGGACUGCAAAGACAGUCCAAGUCAAUAAAAUCAAAGCCAAGUUUAGAUUUCUAGGGAAGUUCAUGGCCAAAGCCCUGAUGGAUUCUAGAAUGAUUGAUAUACCACUGAGCCUACCUUUCUUCAAGUGGCUUCUGGGUAAAUCCGAGUCACUAAACUCCUAUGAUCUUCAAUACAUCGAUCCCGUCUUGGCGAGAUCCUUCUACCAACUUGAGGAAAUAAUGCAACAGAAGAAGAAACUACUUGAAGACAGCUCACAUACGCCAGCCAGCCUCCAGCUAGCUCUAGAUAGUCUGACUAUCGAUGGAAGCUCAGUGGAAGAUCUCGGUCUGGACUUUACUCUCGCUGGUUAUAGUCACAUCGAGUUGAAGAAAGGUGGAAAGGAUUUGGUGGUGACCAUUCAUAAUCUAGAAGAAUACCUAAGGCUUGUGGUCCACUGGACUCUUGUAGAAGGGGUGUCCAGGCAGUUUGAAGCCAUGAGGGACGGGUUUCAGUCAGUCUUCCCUCUGUCCAAUCUACAGAGCUUCUAUCCUGAAGAGCUGGAUCAAAUGUUUUGUGGAAACAGCAGUGAGCCGUGGGAUAUCAAGACGUUGAUUGAAUGCUGCCGUCCAGACCAUGGCUACACUCAUGACAGCCACGCAGUUAAAUUCCUGUUUGAGAUUCUUGCGUCGUAUGACCCCCAACAGCAAAGACAGUUUUUGCAGUUUGUUACCGGCAGUCCCAGACUACCAGUUGGGGGUUUCAAGGCACUCACACCUCUUCUGACCAUCGUCCGUAAAACCUUUGAGGCUACUGAGAAUCCAGACAACUUCCUGCCAUCCGUCAUGACGUGCGUCAACUACCUGAAACUACCGGACUACAGCUCUUCUGAAAUCAUGCAGAUUAAACUCCGCCUAGCUGCUGAAGAGGGACAGCUCUCUUUCCAUCUCUCAUAACGAAGGUGGAAUAACGACGUUUUUACGUCCCAGACUUGUUAUCAUUCAAGGCUGUCCUCACGUUGAGAGCCAAUAUUGCUGCAAGGAGAGUUUGCUUGAAUUUGUUUAUUGAGUUUUGUUUUUGCUGCAUUGUUGCAGAGAAUUUGGAUUUAUUUUGAGUUUAGGAUGUCGGCUUAUCAUGUCCAGACAAAUGCUGUGUCACGUUCUUCAAGCGCAUUGUCAGGCACUGGAUGUAACUACUCUUAAAUCUUGUGAUGGUGAUUCAAGAAUCUUUGCUCAAGAAUUGGAGAUUUUUCAUUGGAAGUGCAGUCCUUCAUUAACCACUGCUGGAGUUGGAAACAGCAGAAUAGAAGUUUACGUUUAUUGGCAUUAAACAAAACUGGUCUUGAACAAAGUAACUAAGAAUUGCUGAUAUUUUUGUUUGAUUAAUUUGCAACGUUGGACUUUGAUCCAAAGGGACAUUAUUCUUUGUAAAGCAUCAGAAGGCUUGUAUUUAGUUGAGCAUAAAUCAAUGUAAUGUAAGAUAGAAACGAAGACUGCUCGGAUUAACAACGAUUCUUAAAGAUUGAUGUUACGAAGUAUUCUUAUGCACUUCAACCCACAGGCUUCAGAAACGCCAAAAAGCCAACAAACUUGUUCAUUAGGAUGUAAUGUCACUGACUGCAAGGAUAUCAUACCAAAAAAGGACCUUAAAUUUGCUGAAGAGAUUCAGUCUUCAUGAAUUUAUACCUCGGCACAGAGGAUCCGCAAAUGUCAUCAUCAAGCAUUGAUAUUAUAAAUAAAUGAAGUUACUCCACUGUCCUGCUGGCUGAGGGAAGGCUUAGUAGAACCCUUGGCGCUAACAUGACUAGGAUCUGUUCCUUGACGCUAACCUGCACUAAGAUCUGUUCAACCACUUUUGAGAAUUAUUUUUGUGCAGAGAACAUUAAUUUGAUUUACUGUUCCAGAUUGAUCACCCUAGCUGUUGGAAUUCCUUGUCCCUAAUUUUCUCUGGACUAUUUUCGAUGUCGGUAAAGCCUUUCCUUUUAAUACGGACUGUGAUUUUUGCGAGUCCAUGAUGUUCAAAUACACCGCAUUGCUGAUUCCCAAAUAAAAGUAGGUCCUUCUCUUGCUUAGAAGCCCUGACACUUACACACUAUCCUUCGUUAAGAAAUGGAACCCAUUGCUGCUUGACACUUACACACUAUCCUUCGUUAAGAAAUGGAACCCAUUGCUGCUUGACACUUACACACUAUCCUUCGUUAAGAAAUGGAACCCAUUGCUGCUUGACACUUACACACUAUCCUUCGUUAAGAAAUGGAACCCAUUGCUGCUUGACACUUACACACUAUCCUUCGUUAAGAAAUGGAACCCAUUGCUGCUUGACACUUACACACUAUCCUUCGUUAAGAAAUGGAACCCAUUGCUGCUUGUAAGAUUUUAUUAAAAGAAGGUCUUAUCCAAGAGCGAUUAUCCCCGUCAGCAAAGUUUGAUUUUUAAAGACAUCCAUUCCAAGGAAGCUUAACUUAUCAACUGCUCAGUUGUAGGGAUUUUAAGGUCGUUGAUUGGUUUGAACGUUGUGGUAAUUUCACCUGAGUGUAGAAUCCAUCCUUCGUUUUAUGACCACCUUCGUCUAAUUAGUCCUUCUUCAUAUCGGAGGCAAAAUAUCGCACAGAGUCGUAGAUUAAAUUCCUUUAAAAGAGUUGAUUGAAGGUUUAUUUAUUGCAUCAAACCAACAUUUACAUGUAUAAGGAGACAUGAUGAUGAUUUGUUUCGCGAGUUUUAGUUUGGUGUGGAAGUUUUAAGGAAUAAGUGUUUAUAGGAUUCUUUGGGUUUAUGAUUUUGACCAACUUUGAAUCGAUGCUUUAUCAGAACUGUGUUGAUUCGGUUUGAUUUGUGUUCUUGAUUUCUUCACAAGUUGAGUAACGGAUUAAAUUAGACUAAAUUGGUGUAAACUCGGCCUAAGGCUUGAUCUAGUUAUGAAACAAGGUCUCCACGCAUCCACUCAUUAACAUAAGGAUUUAUUUUUAAAAAUUAAAAACAAAAUUAAUCUUUAAACAAAAGUGUAACAUGAAACAAAUAUUAAUAACAAAUCAAGGGAUAAUCAUAAAAUAAAAAUAGAAAUGAUCUUUGUACAUAAAGGGAAAACACUGAUGGAAAUAGUGUGCUAAUGAAGAAGAAUUAAAAACUGCAAAUCGUAAAAUGUUUGUAAAGGCUAAUUGAGGAAACUUUAACUAAGGGUAACAAAACUGAUUAUAAAUGUUAGCUUGGGAUCUUAAGCCAUGCAAUUUGUAUUGAACAAAAAACUUUAACGUGUAUAUCUAAACGUAAGAGAUUGUGUAACAUUAAGGCAUAUUAUUUACACUGUUUGUACAGCAGAAACAUUAAGAGCUUAACUGUUUAUAUCGGCCAUUGUCUGUCUGUCCGUCGGGCUGUCUGUCUGUCAGGCUGUCUGUCUGUCUGUCAUGCCAAAAGUAUGCUGAUGGUAUUCUCAAUUGGGUGUGGGAAAGGGGUUAUAUUUCUACCAUUUUGUUUCUACAAAAAUGACCAAGGUUGAAUCAUACCAUUGCUUUAUCUCAAAAAACUCAAUAAUAGAGUAAAUUGCUUUUUAGUGAACGUUUGGCAAUAGUUUAUGGGGAAACGGGGAUUAUUUUAACAAAAAGUUGCUUUUUAAGUUAUU